CCCAAGCUCACUUCCCCACUCUUUCUAAUAACCCAUCCAUCCACAGGAAUCUCAAUCUUCCCCACCAAGGAAUUCCAAAUUCCCAUCUUGAUUCCCUGAGAUCACAGCGCCCGGCUUUGUUUCUUCAACUGUUUUCUGUUUCUAGAGAGAGGAUAGAUCGGAUGCUUAGUGAUGAUGGGCCGUCUGAGUUUGUAUCUCUGUUUCAUCAUUGUUUGCUUGGGUUUUGUUGAAUUUUGAGUUCCGUAAUUUUCUUUUCAUCCCUGUUUGGUUCGUGAGAAAAAAUGGGUGGAAAUGGGCCGACUCGUGGAAAUCAGAAUGCCAAUGUGAUGUUUUCCGCUUGAAUCUGAUCGUAGUUCAUUUGCCAAGUAGUUAUUCCUCUUCGGUCAUGAUGCUUUCGCAGUGGUUGUCAAACUAGAGUUCCGCAAUUUUCUUUUACCCCCAGUUUGGUUCCUGAGAAAAUGCGGGAAAAUGGGUCGAGAAAAUUAGCGAAUGUUUUCUGCUUGAUAUUCUAAUCAAGCUUGCAUUUGCUAAGCAAUUCGUUGUGUUUAAUUUAGCUGACAAACGAACGAAGAAUCUCUGUUCUAUAUUUACUGAAACUCAUCAAAGCUAACCCAAUUUGGGGGUUUUCUUUGUGCCCUUAGUGGGGGUUCGUGAAGCUCUCAAUUGAAGAAAAAGCAUAAUGCGAGUCAAGAGAGAAGGUCAAAUUUGUGGUUCUGAUUCAGGGGAUGGACCAAUUGAUGCCUUGCCCUGCUCGGUUUAUUUGGGUAGUCGAAGGAUCAGUAUUCCAAAGACACCUUCUGUUAACAGGACAACUGGUCCUACUAGGCAUUCAAGGAAAAGCGGCUGGACCAAGCAUGAGGAUCAUCUUCUGACAAAAACUGUCCAAAAGUUUCAAGGGAGGAGAUGGAGGCUCAUAGCUGAGUGUCUUCCAGGGAGGUCAAUUUCUCAGUGCUUUUACAGAUGGCACCGGGUUCUCAAUCCAUCAAUUUUCAAAGGAACCUGGACAAAGGAGGAAGAUGAUUGCAUAAGAGAGUUGGUCAGAAUUCAUGGUCUGAGUAAAUGGUCCGUCAUUGCAAGGUUUUUGCCAGGUCGCCUAGGCAAGCAAUGCAGGGAGAGAUGGCAUAACCAUUUGGAUCCAAGGAUUAAGGCAGCUUCCUGGACCGAAGAUGAGGAAAGGACUCUUGCAUUUUACCAUGAGAUUUAUGGCAACAAGUGGGCAUCUUUAGCUCGAUAUCUGCCUGGAAGGAGUUGCAAUGCGAUAAAGAACCACUGGAACUGCUUAUUGAGGAACAAUUUAGCUGUGAAUCAACCGACCAAGUGCAGUUGUGCAGCAGAGAGCCCGUGUUUGGACAUUGCAAAGUCCCCUUUACAGAAGAAACUUGCUUCCAUAGCUAAGACUAAGAAGCGAAUAGCUUUCAGUUCUGCUGUAGUUGCAAUGGAGGAGAACGAUUCAAGAGAAUUCUCAAACCUUCAGAGUUCCCCGUCAGAGUAUGUCCUUCCUUCAACUGAAUCUCUACCAAGAUACUGCAGGCAAAGCAAUGUGCUGAGUGUUCUAGAUAUGAACACAACAGAAGAAAAGUCACCACCUCUGCUUGCGUUAACCAAUGAAUUCAGUAAGCAGAAUGGAGACGAGGGUAAUCAGGUAAAGGAACAAGUUCCAGGUGUGCCAACCCCAAGAAGCCAUACACAAGGAAGCUCAGUGGUUCUGAACCCGGAAACCAUUUUGAGGAAUUCAGCAAAGACAUUCAGAAACAUGCCUUCCAUCAUAAGGAAGAGAAGCUCCAUGACCAGGAAUGAGACUUAUGCUACAAUGGCCACAAGCAGUGGUUCAGGAGUUACCAGGUGCAGCAGCAGCUUGCUGUCAGGGCAGCAAGGGUUCCUUUCCUUGUUUCACAAGUCAUAUCCUGCAUUCGCCGUUCAAUCCCUGAGAAGGAACCUGGACAGUGCAUUUGAUCCAUAAUAAUGUCCGAUUCUUUGUUUCGUUAUUUUCUCUUUUUCCUUUAAGUUCUAGGGCUGUCAGAUUUUGUCAUCAGAAAAAAAAAUUGAGCUUUUUGUCUGUGGUGGGAGGGAUGUAUAUACGGAAACGUGAAGGGAGUACUAAUGCUUUGUCUGGUGGGAAUUUCUAAGGUUCACAUCUCGAUUUCCGGAUUAAGGAUAAUGGGAAGAUUAUCGAUAACAAUUGCACGGAAUUGAUGGUGUCAUUUUCAGCGGAAGUAAGAGCGCCAUAAAGGAAAUAAGAUGUUUGAACUGUUAUGGAUUUGGACAUGAGCCGG
Linum tenue is the source of this 2273-nucleotide messenger RNA. The record is from the annotation of a GenBank genome assembly. Lineage: Eukaryota; Viridiplantae; Streptophyta; Magnoliopsida; Malpighiales; Linaceae.